AUAUAUAUAGAGAGAGAGAGAAAGAGAGAGAACGCACAGCAUAGAACGAAAGGGUUUUUGUGGUGUUUGGUUGAUCGGGAAAUUUUGUGUGAGAGCCGCAAAGGAGUGUAGAGUGUUUUUCAAGAGCGAGAAAGUGAGGGAGAUUUUUUUCUUUCUUUGAAUUUGAGAAAAGGAAAGAAGAGAACUAGUAAGAGAGACUGGUAUGGGUAGUGAGAGCAAGAACGGAACCGGCUUAGGGGAGUUGUCGCCGGCCACGAGGAAGAUGAUACAGAAUCUUAAGGAGAUUGUCAGUAACUGUCCCGAAACAGAGAUCUACGCCGUUCUUCGAGAAUGUAAUAUGGACCCAGAUGACGCCGUUCAUCGCCUACUUUCUCAAGAUACUUUUCACGAAGUGAAGAGCAAACGUGAAAGAAGAAAAGAGAUGAAGGAGACACAGGAGUUAAGGCCACGAUUUACAUAUAGUGGUUCUACUCGUGGAGCUAGAAGUGCUAGCGAACGUAAUGGAUGGAGUGGAUCAUCUCAAGCCAAUUAUGAGGAAGGUAAUGUUGCACACAAAGGAGAUAAUGUGUUAGUUGCUCCGUCGUCAUCUUAUUUGACUGCUCAUGUGAAAGGAGAAACUUUAAACCAUCAACCUUCAUUUUACAGUGAUUCUUUAUAUACUGAUAGUAGAGGACAGUCAAUAGGAACAGGUGAUGGCAUCUUCCACACUUUGGAACCCUCUCCUGCACAACAGGUUGUAUGGUCAGGGACAAGUGCUGGACAUCUUUCUAUGGCUGAUAUUGUGAGGCUGGGUAGACCCUCCUCUAAGCAUUCACAUAUCUCAUCUGAGACGACAUCUUACACACGGCAGGAUGUAGUUACAACAAACUUAGAUCAUUACCAUGAAAAACCCUCCCAAGCAUCAAUAACUACCCAAGCAGAAUUGCACCGUGAUUUGCAUCCUCAAAAUGCUUUGAAUGCAACAGGAAUGAUCAACAAGUCAGACACUACUGUUGGCCAUAAUGCUUUUCUAGAAGAGCAGUCGACAGCUUCUAGUUUGUUAGCAAACUUCGAUGCAUCUGCUGUCCCAGAUUCUGAUAAGUAUGUUAGUCAAUCCAACUUAUACGGUAAUGAAUCUGAACUAUCUAGGAACAGUGGCUUAGAAAACAUCCUAGCAUCUGAGGAACGUGAUGCUGAUCAAAUUCCUAAUUCAGAUGACAUUGUGUCUUCUAAUGCUUCCAGUAGACAGAAAAAUGUUACGUCUUCUGUUGGAGUUUCUCAUUCUGAUUUGACGGAAACAGGAAGUGGUUCAAAUUCAUCUGAUGCUUUGGCUGAUAAUGAUGUUGCGAAGUUUCAACACCUAAGUUUAGGAAAGGAGGACUCAGAAAAUAAUUUAAUCCUUCCCAGUCAUUUGCAAGCAUUUACAGCUGAUUGCUCACAUUUGAGUUUUGGUACAUAUAAAUCGGGAAAAAGUUCUGCAUCAAUUGGGUUAUUACCAUCUAAUGAGCUAAAUGGUGAUCUGCAAGAAGCCUCGACAAUGUUAGGUGAUUUUCCCGCUGGUCACUUGGAGACAAGGAAUAUAGAAUAUAAUAAUGGUGAUGACUCAAUUGGAUCCUUGUAUAAUACGCAUAGAGAAAUUGCGGAUGCUAGAAAUUAUGAUUUACAGUCAGAGCUGAUGAAGCAGGAUGUCAAUGUAGCAACUCCUGCAAAUGAAACUGAAUUCAUCAACCCUUCUUUGCAUGAUUACAAUGCCGUUGAACGAUCAGCUCCUGAGUUGUCAUAUGCAAGGACAGAGCCAAACGUUAGAAAUAUUUCAGUCCAGAAUGAAAGAACAAUGUCAAAAAACACACUAGUUAACCUAGUGCAACAUUUUCAAUCAUUACAAGCUCCUAAUAAUCUUCAAGGGCAGUUCCAUGUGACACAAUCUUUACCUUCCAGGCACAGCAAUGUAGACCCAUCCAUAAGCAAUCCAAACAUCCCCUUUUCAGAGCAUAGGAAUCCACUGGGCACCACCAUUUCUUCAUCAGUGCCAUCUUCUGUACUCCCUCAGCAACGGGUGGCAAAUUACCUUCCUGUGGAACAACCAUCCAACAACAUAGUGGGCUAUUCUGGCUUACCUCAGAGUUAUUCACAUUUGCCGUCAGCUUUCCCGCCUGCAUAUGGAGGUGGUGAUGAGUUCCAGCAAUCCCUGGCUGAUAUGAAGUACAGCCUUCCAGAUUAUGGAACUUCAGCGAACAGAUAUCCUGGGGGUACUCCUACUGGCUAUGGAACUUAUGGAGUGUCUAACAAUGAUCCUGGACGUUAUAUGCACUCUUCAUCUGCAUCUCCUAUGAUUGCUAAUGGUAGCUAUGGUGAUGUCUAUAACCCACGAUUCAAGGAUGGAAAUCAAUUUACUCCACUUCAACAGAGUACCAGCCCUUCUACAUUGAAUUACGGACCUGGUUCAAGAAUGCCAUCAGCUGUUCAAGAAGGUGCUUACUACAGCUCACUAGGACAGAACCAGCAAUAUGCUGGAUUUCGACAUGUCCAGCAGCAGCAGCCCUCACAGCAAUACGGAUCUUUAGAAUACUCUGACCUCUAUCGUUCGCAAACAGGAAUGACCCGUGAACAUCAGCAGCGUAACUUUGGCGGUUUGACCAAUGGUGCUUUGGAUCUUUCGUCUCAGCAAUUGAACCAAUUGCAGCAAUUUUGGCAACAAAACCACUGAGUUUCUUAAUGUUAUUUAAUUGCUGUCUUUUUUCAUGGGGAUUUUUGAGCGAGUUUGGGGUUUAACUAAGUGUUCAAUACAGUACUGAUCUUGUGAUGGUUUUUUGUGUCUAGCUCUGUCCAAUUGUACAUAAUCGGAAGAGUUAUUCAAGCACUGGCUGCCCCGUUGUAUCUUACGAAACUUCACAUUGGGGCAUGAUUUUUGAAUUUAGAGCUAGCUUUCUAUUUCAAAUUUCCCCAAUGAAGAAAGCUUUGUGAUAGAACAGUUUUCUAACUUAAGUGGGUUUCUUCUAUAUAGAUAUUUUGAAGUCAUAUAUGACCAUUUUCUAGUAA
Humulus lupulus (European hop) is the source of this 3018-nucleotide messenger RNA. RefSeq lists its product as uncharacterized. The record is from RefSeq and is a predicted model, not a curated record. Bases 203 to 2686 code for a protein of 827 amino acids. The transcript is spliced from 9 exons. Gene Ontology annotation, molecular function: protein binding. Lineage: Eukaryota; Viridiplantae; Streptophyta; Magnoliopsida; Rosales; Cannabaceae.